Molecule: messenger RNA, 1887 nt
Organism: Closterium sp. Naga37s-1
Lineage: Eukaryota; Viridiplantae; Streptophyta; Zygnematophyceae; Desmidiales; Closteriaceae
Source: the annotation of a GenBank genome assembly
AUGGCGGCUGUUGAUUGGCUACGGCAGGAGUCCGCCUUUCGAAGGCCUCCGGCAACGUCCAUUCCCUCCCCACGCGUUUCCUUCCCUCAAGAAUUCAUAUGCCCACUCUCCAGCGAGGUUAUGCGCGACCCCGUUAUAAUCAGCUCCGGUAAAAGCUUCGAGCGCGUCUACAUCGAGCGCUGGUUCGCGCAAGGAAGAACCACGUGUCCCAAAACCGGCGAGCCGCUCGCGCACCAAAUGCUCACGCCCAACGAGGCGCUCCAGAAGCUCAUUUCCGAUUGGUGCAAGUCCCACAUGGUCACGCUCAAGCCUCUCCGUCCGUCGAGCCCGCUUACGCCAGCUGGGGAGAACACUCGCAACUCGUCGAUUCCGCCAUCCCCCGCUUCCGGAGAGCGGUUCGAUUUGGCGAAGGCUCGGGCAGCAGCAGCAGCGGCAGCGGAUCGCGCAGCCGCAGGUUCCGCCGAUAGUUCCGCCGCGACCGGCGCCGGAGGCAGCGCAGCGUCGCCACGAAUCUCCCCACAGUCGAUUCUCGAGCGGCGCCACUCGUUGCAAUCUAAGAGUGACAACGGUUCGACUCCCGGCGCUUCGACUACGGGCAGCUCUGCAGGCGGUUCUGGUCCUGCCGCGGUCGAGACGCCUAAAAAGCUUACCAAUUCCUCCUCUGCUAACGCCUACGUUUCCGCCGGUCCCGCCGCUGCGAACAUACCACCAGCAAUUCCUAAGCAUCUUCGGCCAAGCGCGAACGACGGACCCCUCCUACGGACGAUGUCGCCCCGUAGGAAAGGGGAGCAGUCGCCUGCGACUCCGUGCGACGCUUCUGCGAGCCCGCGGGUGCUGCCUCGGAAUAGCAGCGACCCGUGGCUGUCGUCUACGGAUGAAGAUUCGAAGAACGACGAGGCACUCGGGUCGUUCUUGGCUGGAAACGCGGGGGGAAACGCGGCGAGGGCGCAACGUCAGGGGUCGCGUCGCGGAUCCGCGUCGCCGCAAGAGGCGGUGCCGUAUUCAAAGCAGUUCUUGAGCGCGACGCCGACGCGGCGAAGCAGGCGCACCAGCGAGCAGGGCUCAGUUACUGAGAUGCGACCCUUGAUCGACGCUCUGCGAACAGGCGACGUCGCACAGCGUCGCGAGGCGGUUCAUACGCUGAGGAUCGCGCUGAAAGAGGCGCCGGAGAAUCGCACGAGAUUGGUCGCCGCGGGCGGCAUCCGACCACCGGACGGAUCGUUCGAGGCGACUGAGGUGGCGAAAUCGAACGCCGCAGCGGCUCUCUUUGCGCUAUCUAAUGCGGAGGAGAAUAAGAAGGUCGUCUGGUCGGCUGGUGCUGUUCCGCCGCUGAUUAAUCUCCUCCGAAAGGCGACGUGCGCGCGUACGAAGAAGGAUUGCUGCCUUGCGCUUUACAACCUGUCGUUGUUUCUGAAAGCUGCGGAGGACGCGAUUAAGCACGGGCUGGUUCGCCAAGUGUUUGCGCUUCUGGAAGGGGAAGACGAAGCGGGAGUGGAGGAAAAGGCUGCGGUGUUGCUUUGCGCGUUAGUUAAGUACCCGCAGGGUAUCUACGCCUUGAGAAAGGAGGAGGAUGUGGAGUUCACCCUGAUCGGGGUAAUGGAAUCUGGUUCGGAAAAGGCGGCGGAGCUUUCGGCGGGAACGUUACUCUCAUUGGCGAAGGCCGAUGGCGACGACGCGAUGAGCGAAAUCCUUAGCGAGGGGUGCUUGCCGCCGUUGGUGAAACUCGCGGGUAACAGCAAGCCCGAUUCGGAUUCGCGAGCGCUCCUAGCGAUGCUUCGUGAGUUCGCCCAGAUCCGAUCGGGCGGCAGUGUAGCUGGGAGCCAGCCUGGCACGCCCAUGGCAGGGAGCAGGCCAACCACACCCCUGGGACGCGGCGGAAUGAGAUAA